Aspergillus puulaauensis is the source of this 639-nucleotide messenger RNA. RefSeq names its product Mic19 family protein. The transcript is spliced from 3 exons. NCBI's taxonomy places the organism in Eukaryota, Fungi, Ascomycota, Eurotiomycetes, Eurotiales, Aspergillaceae. The record is from RefSeq and is a predicted model, not a curated record. The coding region runs from base 1 to 639 and encodes 212 amino acids.
AUGGGCGCUGGCGGCUCCAAGCCCGAGGCCUCGGCCGGGUCAAAACACAUUUUCGAGAGCAACUCCCCAAUCCAGUUCUCCUCCAACCUCGUUGAUGGCCUCCAAUCCAACACCGAAACCGACUCCGCCCGCGCAAAAACCCUCGAACUCGAAAUCCAGGCACGUGUCGCCAAAGAACUUGAGCGCCUCCGCGCUCGCGAACAACAAACCCUCGCCGAAGUCGAGAAGCGUCUUGCGGAAGCCAGGGAUUCUGCUGGCGCCGCUACCUCCGCCGCACCCGUAACAUCAAGCAUCAGCAGCUACCCAGCCGGCUCACUAGAUCUCGAUGCACCCCGGAUCCCGUUUGCGGGCCGUGAGUACACGCCUGCUGCGCCCGCAGCCAUUGAGACUGCAGUCCCCAUCAACCACGACCUGAACCGGGAGUCGGUGAACUCGGAUAUUGAGGAACUGAGGCUUAAGCUUGAAGGACGGAAGAAGCUGGCAGAGUUGGAUGGAAGCGUUGCGAAGGCCCAGGCGGAUGUGGCUAGCUGUUUGAGACUGAAUGACCGACGGCCGCUGGAUUGCUGGCAGGAGGUGCAAAACUUCAAGAGAGAGGUUGCGAAGCUUGAGGAGGGCUUUGUGGAUCGGAUUGUGGGUUGA